AGAGAACGACACUUAUCGGACAGUUCUGAGCUUAUCGGCUGUCGCGAAACCCGCAACAGCUGUCGUUUCCUCGGGGAACAGACGGGCGCCGUAGGAAUAUUGGAGUCCUCCUCGGGAUAUGUCGGUGUCCGUGUGUUCCAAGCGGCGGUCAGAGCUGGGCGAAGGCCCGCACUGGGACCCCAGUUCGGGCACCUUGCUGCACAUCGACGCCUACGUGCACGACGUGUGCCGGCUGGACGUGGCAUCGCAGGAGACGUCCACUGUUCGCCUGGACGGCAUCGUGACAUUCGUCAUUCCGUACCGAUCCGACCCAAACCUGAGCGUGGUCACGGUGAACCGCCAGGUCCGGAAACUGGAAUGGUCGACCGGCGCAACGGAGCUGCUGGCCGAGGUAGAGCCGGACAGACCGAACAACAUCUUCAACGACGGCAAGUGCGACGUCUCGGGUCGCCUGUGGGCAGGGACAAUGGGCAGGUACAGUGACGACGACCUCGUACAGGAAAGUGGGUCCCUGUACAGCUUCGAAGCGAGCAACUUCGAGACGAGGACCCACGUGCAGCAGCUGGGCAUUUCGAACGGGAUGACGUGGUCUCUGGACAACGAGACGAUGUUCUUCAACGACUCUCUCAAGCGGAAGAUUUACUCGUUUCGCUUUUCAGCGGAAGACGGAACGCUCAGUGACAAGCAGGUUUUCUUGGACUUCGCGACCAACCCCAUGUUCAAGGAGUGCGGUGAUCCCGACGGCAUGACUCACGACGUCGAGGGAAAGCUUUGGGUGGCAUGCUGGGACGCCUCGAGAAUCAUCAACAUUGACCCAGAGACAGGACCUUGCCAUACGGCUCCAAUCUCUGACGCACAACGUCGUCCGGCACAUCAUACGGGAUCCAGUGGAGACGAAGCCGUACCUCCGUGAUGCUGGGAUCCACGACGAGGCACCGAAGGCCCUUCAUCUGCAGUUCUGUGGCUUCCACGAGUCGUCUCUUUGUUUCUGCCGUUCGGAGGGUAGCCAUCUGUCAUGCAUGCGGCAUGCAUGAGGCAGCGGAUUCAGCGCGCACCGUCGCCGACGGGUUAUCGGGCUUUGUGAUUGUUAUAUUUUUGUUACCCGUGGUGUGCGCUGAUUGGUGCGACGAGAAAAAGACGAAGUGACGACGGAAGGACCGAGGAUGGAGACGGUGCGCGAGGAGAAAAGGAACGCGGUGGGCUGGAGCUGGUGCAAGCACGACUUCGAACCGGAAUAAAACGCUUUCCCCCCAAAA
Molecule: messenger RNA, 1256 nt
Organism: Ixodes scapularis (black-legged tick)
Lineage: Eukaryota; Metazoa; Arthropoda; Arachnida; Ixodida; Ixodidae
Product: regucalcin
Exons: 5
Coding region: 119-913 (264 amino acids)
Biological process (GO): L-ascorbic acid biosynthetic process
Molecular function (GO): gluconolactonase activity; calcium ion binding; enzyme regulator activity
Source: RefSeq, a predicted model, not a curated record